AUGGCUACACUCGCAGAAAAGGAUUCUGUCCCCGCAGACCUGACAACAUCCCCAGAUAAUUCCGAGACCGAAAGGGGCGUUGUCGCCAGCACCGACCAGUCCACCGAUGGCGCGCCGCCGCCACCCCCCCGUGAAGUUCACGGUAUCGUAUGGGUCCUGGUCGUCGGGAGCAUUCUGAUGGCCAACUUCCUGUUUGCGACUGACAACACCAUCGCGGCCAACAUCCAGCCCGCCGUCAUCCGGCAGUUCAACUCGCUCGACAAGCUCGCCUGGCUCGGCGUCGCCUUCCUGGCCGCGUCCUGGGGCGCCAAUUUCUUCUGGGGAGACAUGUACGCGCGGUUCAGCGCAAAAUGGACCUUUUGCGCAAGCUUUGUCGUCUUCUCCGUUGGCUGCGCCGUGGCCGGAGCUGCGCCUACCAUGGAUGCUCUCAUUGUCGGACGUGCCAUCUGCGGCAUGGGAGGGUCGGGCAUGUACAUCGGUUCCAUGGAUAUCCUGACCAAGAUGACUUCGGACCGGGAGCGGCCGCUUUAUCUGAACCUCGUCGGCAUUACUUUUGGCGGCGGAACUGUGCUUGGCCCCAUCAUCGGCGGUGGUUUUGCAGGGAGCAGCGCAACUUGGCGCUGGGCCUUUUACUUCAAUCUUGUGGUCGGUGCUGUCUGCGCCCCCAUCUACAUCUUCCUGCUUCCAGCCCUUAACCCCCUCCCCGGUAAAGGCAUCAAGGAACGGCUACGCGGCUUCGACUUCCUCGGCAACCUUUUUGUCAUCGGCCUCAUCGUCUGCAUCGUCAUGGCCAUCACCUUUGGCGGCCUCGAAUAUGCCUGGAACUCUGGCCAAGUCAUUGCCCUUUUCGUCCUCGCCUUCGUGCUGCUCUGGGUGUUCCUGAUCCAGCAGCACUUUGCCUUCCUCACCAAUACCACGAACCGCAUCUUCCCGAUGCACUUCCUCAAGUCGGCCACCAUGAUCGUGCUCUUCCUCGAAGUCGCCUGCUGCGCCACCUGCGUCUUCGUCCCCGUCUACUUCUUGCCGCUCUAUUUCCAAUUCGUCAAGGCCGACACCCCCAUCCUCGCCGGCGUGCGCAUCCUCCCCUACGUCGUCUUACAAAGCGCCAUCGCCAUCACCGCGGGCUUCAUCGUCGGCAAAACCGGCUACCACGUCCCCUGGUUCCUCUUCGCCGGCGUGCUGUGCAUCUCAGGCUCGGCGCUGCUCUACACCGUCAACCAAUACACGCCGCUCGCCAACAUCUACGGCUACCAGAUCCUCCUCGGCCUCGGCUCCGGCGCCGCCACCCAGCUCACCUUUGCCGUGGCCUCCAUCAAGGUCAAGACGGCGCUGGACGUGGGCCGCAGCACGGGCUGGCAGGCCUUUGGCCAGCUCGGCGGGCCCUCCAUCUCGCUCGGGAUAGCGAAUGCCGUCUUUCUCAACAAGGCCCACGCCGCGCUGGGGAGUGUGCUGCCCGACGCGAGCAUCGCCGAUAUCAACACCAUCAUCUCGGAGCCGAACAGCCGGUUGCUGCGCGACAUGCCGCCGGACCUGCAGGCCCGUGUCAUUGAUAUUGUCGUGGGUUCUAUGAGCAAUGCGUACAUCUUGUGCAUUGUGGCGGGGUGCUUUGUCUUGCUCCUGAUCUUUAGAUUCAAGGUCAACGACAAGCUGUGGUAG
Messenger RNA from Chaetomium globosum CBS 148.51, 1656 nucleotides. RefSeq lists its product as uncharacterized. Lineage: Eukaryota; Fungi; Ascomycota; Sordariomycetes; Sordariales; Chaetomiaceae. The record is from RefSeq and is a predicted model, not a curated record. The coding region runs from base 1 to 1656 and encodes 551 amino acids. The transcript has 2 exons. Gene Ontology annotation, molecular function: transmembrane transporter activity. Gene Ontology annotation, biological process: transmembrane transport.